GCAGUGGGACGACUGUAUGUGUCACGCUGACUGCCAUGGAAACGAAUAAAGGGAUAUCAGUGGAAGGAUUUAUUUCUACUUUCCUGAAUUUGAAGUCGUUAUACCUGCCUUUUGCUUUUCUCUUAUGAAACUUUCUUUUUCAUCCAUAUUAUGCUUACUACUAACACUAUUUAGUUUCCUGAGAGCGUUCUUAUUAUACUUAUCUUCCACAAAAGAUUUAAAGCUUCCUAAUCUCAUAGAAUCAUGGUACUCUAGCCAGUCUACAUUCGAAAGGAAUCCUCUAGAUUUGCUCAGUCAAACCUUCUCUUUGGGAGAUUCACCCGACAGAUUAUUUUAUUUUGUUCAAAUAUCUGACCUUCACAUAUCCAAAUUUCAGUCUAAAGGCCAUACUACCCAUUUCCUCCAUUUCCUUCAAUCAGUACUUCCAGUUAUUAGACCAGAAUUUGUCGUGGUAACAGGUGACUUGAUUGAUACUGUAGAUAGGACUCGCACCGGGUCUGCUCAGUAUCUCAAAGAGUGGCAGGUCUACAAGGCUGCUAUAACAGAAGGAGCCUCUGAUAUUCCCUGGUAUGACAUAGGAAGUAAUGAUUGCUUCGACCUAUUGUCCUGGCAAACAGAGAAUAAUCUAUACAAGACGUAUGGCAGAAGCGCCAAUUUAUUAAAAGAAGGCAAAGGUGUUUACAGUUGGAAAUUAUCAAAGGAAUUUGGCGAAUAUAAUUUUGUCGCUGCAGAUGCUUGUCCAAUAAAGGGACCAUCACGACCCUUUGACUUUUUUGGCUAUCUUACGGCAAAUACUAUGGAUAAACUGGCAUCAACUGUCAUUUCAAAUAGAUAUAAUCAUACUUUUCUAUUUUCGCAUUAUCCUACAAUAACACUAUCCACUGGCACAACUGAUGAUGGAUAUGGGUUUAAAGAUCUAGCACGCUACAUCAGUGCCUAUUUUUGUGGACAUCUACAUGGAUUUAAUGCUGGUUUAGGAGUCACUUUAAAGUCAUAUGACUCAGAGACAGAUUCAUUAGAAUUGGAACUAUCAGACAUGAAAGAUCAUGGAUCAUACAGAAUAGUCGCAGUUGAUCAUGACUUGAUUUCAUUUGUGGACGUUGAUUUACCUAUUCCACAAAUACCACCACUUACAAAUGAGGACAAGCGUGUUCCUCUCACAGAGGACUUGAAAAUCAUUUGGCCAUCCAGCAAGUUACGACCUGCUCCGAUUGUAUUGAUCACAAAUCCUAAAGAUGCUCGAUAUGCUUUACCAUCAAAAGAACCUUUAAAAAUCGCUCAAACGAGUACCCACAUUCGAUUCUUGGUGUUUUCAGAGUAUGAAUAUACGCAGUUAAAAGCCAAGAUCUUUGUGGACGAUAUGCGUCAUCCCUUUAUUGCACAGUUUACAGGAGACAACAGCAGUUUGCCCCUUUGGACAUCUAGCUGGGAACCCAAUGACUUUGAUGAUUUUAAGACACACUCUAUCCGUAUUGAAGUAACAGCGCCCGAUGGACAAAUUGGCGUAGGAGAAGCGUUGUUUAGAAUGGAUCGUUUGAGAAUCAAUAUUGAAAGUGGUAUUGGUGAAUGGAUCACUUGGUCAAAUAUAUUACAGCUUCUUCGCUUCUUAAGUGUUUUUGCUAUAGUUGCUAUGCUAUUGGCCAUAUUGAUACCCAAACUAUACCUUGACUAUGAAAGACGUCACCUUGUAGAUACUCACUUGCGAAAUAUGCUCUUAUUAUAUGUACACGAAAUCGACUGUGGAAUAUACCAAAGCAUAUACGCUUCCGCCCAAAAGACGAUAUACAUUUGGACACAUCGAUUCUUGCAGUUUUCUGAGGAGCAACCAAAUACUUGGUACAUGUGCUUCAUCUUUCUUAUUAGCUUUCUCACUAUGCCUUGGUUUUAUGCAAAAUUCAUUCCUUAUGGAAGCAACGAUGAUGAAGGUGCAGGGUACUUUUUCUUGUGGGGUUUGUAUUUUCCGGGCAAGCAAUGGGUUCCUUUAGACACAUGGCUAUACACUGCAUUUGAGCUCAUCUUUACUGUCAAUGGCUUCAUCUUGUAUUUUAUUUGGAAGUCUUCUGAUCAGUAUUUAUUCGAAUGCAAAGGUCUAGGUCAAGGAAAAAACCGUCGAACGUCAUUAUGCAACCGUACAUGGUUUCAGUUGCUUGUCAUCCUGUACUUUCUUUGGCGUGUCACAGAUCUCAUUGAGCUUGUUCGCUGGUAUGGUGACACAUGGUCAAUGCUCACGUUUAACCUACUCGUCUGGUGGCUUGUGGGAGUUACUAUUGUCUUAUUUUAUGGUAAAGACGGGAUUGUUUCCUUGAUCAAAGCCAAUCAAAAAGGAGAAGCGAUUGGCCAACAUUUGGAUAUCUGUCAGUCCUGUUGCCAGGCUAUAGGUGAGACAGCUAGAGGACCGUUUAAUGUGAGAACAAUGUAUGAUAGCAAUGAGCAGCAUCCACCUUUAGCCGAAUAUAAUGAAGACUCAUCAAGUGAUACCUCAAAUGCAAGUAUAACUAGAAGAAAUGCAACAGCAGGAGAUGAAUGAUAUAUUAAAAAAGCUGCAUUUGCAUAUAGUUUUGAUUUUAUUGUUUGUUUAACUCCCUA
Molecule: messenger RNA, 2586 nt
Organism: Rhizopus microsporus ATCC 52813
Lineage: Eukaryota; Fungi; Mucoromycota; Mucoromycetes; Mucorales; Rhizopodaceae
Product: Metallo-dependent phosphatase
Exons: 7
Coding region: 125-2527 (800 amino acids)
Molecular function (GO): hydrolase activity
Source: RefSeq, a predicted model, not a curated record